Molecule: messenger RNA, 7359 nt
Organism: Heterocephalus glaber (naked mole-rat)
Lineage: Eukaryota; Metazoa; Chordata; Mammalia; Rodentia; Bathyergidae
Gene: Trerf1
Product: transcriptional regulating factor 1
Biological process (GO): negative regulation of DNA-templated transcription; regulation of transcription by RNA polymerase II
Cellular component (GO): transcription regulator complex; histone deacetylase complex
Molecular function (GO): transcription corepressor activity
Source: RefSeq, a predicted model, not a curated record
AGCCCGGCGCUGCGAAUUUGCACCCGGGAGGGAGAGUGGUGGAUGCGGAGAGUUUAGAGUUGCUGGCGGAGGGCAGGAGGGGAGCCGGGCGGGGAACGGGGGCUGGCGGGCGCUAUAGCUGGGAGUAAGUUUCCAGGAUCGGGAGAGCCUGCACGCUAGCUCGCUACCCCACCGGCCCCCUGUCGCACCCCCCAAGCGGAGACUGGGCUUCCUGUCUUUUUGCCAUGCACUUGUUGCAGAAGCAGCCAAGGCCCCGGCUCCGGAGGAUGCAGAAGGAGGAAGGCACCAGAGUAGCCCGGCCCUGAACGCACCACCCUCACCUCCUGCAACAGGUAGCGUCUCUGGGGUUCUUGGCACCAGAACAGUGUGUGGCAAAGGGUCUCCUCUUCCCACCUGACAGCAGCAUGACAGCAGCAUGACCCGGCGGCCACAGGAGAAGUCCCCAGAAGCAGGCCCCCUGCUCAGCCACCUGCUGCCCCAGUCUGGGUGUGUGCAGCCUCUUCUCACUGUGGUGGCAUUUGGUCUGGACCUCAGCGUGGGUGAGGAUGUAAAACCCCCCGCUCUGCACAUGCGUGGUCCAGGCCAGCAGGAACCCCCAGCCCCGGCCACCCUCACGCACAUGUCAGCCGUGGAGUAGUGUGGACAUCUCCUCUCAGCUUCUCAGGGUUUCAGUCUUUGGCUUUUCUUCAUUUACUUUGUUUUAUGGUUUUGUGGCUGGACAUUGACAACCAAGUCAGGCACCAUGGGGGAUCAGCAGUUGUACAAGAGCAACCAUGUGACCCACGGUGGUGAGAACCUUUUCUACCAACAGCCACCCCUUGGUGUCCACGGUGGGCUGAACCACAACUAUGGGAAUUCAGUCGCAGCGGGUGGAAUGGAUGCCCCUCAAGCUUCGCCCAUCUCCCCCCACUUUCCUCAAGAUACUCGGGAUGGUCUGAGCUUGCCUGUUAGCUCCAAAAACCUUGGCCAAAUAGAUACCUCGAGACAGGGAGGAUGGGGAGGCCACGCAGGACCUGGUAACCAUGUCCAGCUCCGUGGCAACCUGACCAACUCCAACAUGAUGUGGGGGGCGCCGGCCCAGGUGGAGCCAGCUGAUGGCUAUCAGUACACCUACUCCCAGGCCAGUGAGAUCCGGACCCAGAAGCUCACCAGCGGCGUGUUACACAAGCUGGACUCCUUCACCCAGGUGUUUGCCAACCAAAACCUGCGAAUCCAGGUCAACAACAUGGCCCAGGUGCUGCACACCCAGUCGGCAGUGAUGGAUGGAGCCCCUGACAGUGCCCUCCGCCAGCUGCUGUCUCAGAAGCCCAUGGAGCCCCCAGCAGCUGCUCUGCCCUCCCGCUACCAGCAGGUGCCCCAGCAGCCUCACCCUGGUUUCACAGGUGAGCUGUCCAAGCCGGCCCUGCAGGUCGGGCAGCACCCUGCCCAAGGGCACCUGUAUUAUGACUACCAGCAGCCCCUGGGCCAGAUGCCGAUGCAGGGAGGACAGCCGCUGCAGGGCCCCUCGGUGCUGUCCCAGCCCGUGCCACAGAUGCAGCACCAGUAUUAUCCACAGCAGCCACAGCAGCAAGCGGGACAGCAGCGUCUCUCCAUGCAGGAAAUGCAGCCGCAGCCUCCGCAGCAGCUCACCCGCCCGCCUCAGCCUCAGCCUCAGCAGCUGCCGCGGCAAGGUCCAAUGCAGAUACCUCAGUAUUAUCAGCCCCAGCCUAUGAUGCAACACUUGCAAGAGCAGCAGCAGCCAUCGGUGCACCUGCAGCCCCCAUCUUAUCACAGGGACCCCUACCAGUACACCCCGGAGCAGGCACACGCAGUCCAGCUGAUUCAGCUGGGCUCCAUGGCCCCCUACUACUACCAGGAGCCCCAACAGCCCUACAGCCAUCCCCUCUACCAGCAGAGCCACCUGGCCCAGCACCAGCCGCGUGAAGACAGUCAGCUGAAGACUUACUCCAGCGACAGGCAGGCCCCAGCCCUGCUGAGCUCCCACGGGGACCUGGCACCUCCUGAUACCGGAAUGGGAGACUCGGCCAGCUCGGACCUGACCCGGGUAGGCAGUGCCCUCCCCCACCGCCCUCUCCUGUCCCCCACGAGUGGGAUCCAUCUCAACAACACGGACCCUCAGCAUCCACAGCCGUCUCCCAGUGCCAUCUGGCCUCAGAUGCACCUACCUGAUGGGAGAGCCCAGCCAGGGUCCCCUGAGUCAAGUGGCCAACCCAAAGGAGUGUUUGGGGAGCAGUUCGAUGCCAAGAACAAGCUGACAUGCCCCAUCUGCCUGAAGGAGUUCAAGAGCCUGCCCGCCCUCAAUGGCCACAUGCGGUCCCACGGGGGAAUGAGGGCCUCCCCCAGCCUCAAACAGGAGGAAGGAGAGAAGGCCCCGCCGCCUCAGCCCCAGCCUCAGCCCCAGCAGCCACUGCCGCCUCCACCUCCGCCUCCGCCGCAGCUCCCUCCCGAGGCAGAAAGCCUCACACCUAUGGUCAUGCCCGUGUCUGUCCCUGUCAAGCUUCUCCCGCCCAAGCCCAGCUCUCAGGGGUUCGCCAACAGCAUCGCUGCCGCCCCCUCCGCCAGAGACAAGCCGGCCAGCUCUGCAUCGGAUGACGAGAUGCCUGUGCUCGUGAGGAUGACCCUCUCUCCCCCACACUCUCCCCAAGGGGCUGCCCCCCGCGCUCCCGCUGACGCGCCCCGGAGGCCGCCGCGCGCCGAAGAGCCCCGCGCCACUGAGAGGAGGAAGCCGCGGCCCCGGCCCGAGCCGCUCUUCAUCCCGCCGCCGCCCGCCUGCGCCCCAGGGCCCGUUGUGGGUGCCACCGCCACGCUCUUCCAGAGCCAGCUGCGCUCGCCACGCGUCCUCGGGGACCCGCUGCUCCUGGCCCCCGCGCGCGACCGCGAGCCCCCGCCCUACACACCGCCGCCCAUGCUGAGCCCGGCGCGCCAGGGCUCGGGGCUCUUCAGCAGCGUGCUCCUGGGUGGCCACCUGGGCGGCCCGGGGGCGCCCCCGGCCCUGCCGCGCACCCCGCUCACGCCCACGCCGCGCGUGCUGCUCUGCCGCCUCAACAGCAUUGAUGGCAACAAUGUGACGGUCACCCCAGGGCCUGGAGAGCAGACUGUGGAUGUUGAACCACGCAUCAACAUUGGGUUGAAAUUUCAAGCUGAGAUCCCAGAACUCCAAGAUGUCUCUGCCCUGGCCCAGGACACACACAAAGCCACACUAGUAUGGAAACCUUUACCAGAGCUGGAAAACCAAGACCUCCAGCAACAAGUGGAAAAUCUUCUAAAUUUGUGCUGUUCAAGUGCAUUGCCAGGUGGAGGAACCAAUUCUGAAUUUGCUUUGCACUCUCUCUUCGAGGCCAGAGGUGAUGUGAUGGCAACUCUGGAAAUGCUGCUGCUGGAGAAGCCAGUCAGGUUAAAAUGUCAUCCUUUAGCAAAUUACCACUAUGCCGGUUCAGACAAGUGGACCUCCCUAGAAAGAAAACUGUUUAAUAAAGCACUAGCCACUUACAACAAAGACUUUAUUUUUGUACAGAAAAUGGUGAAGUCCAAGACGGUGGCUCAGUGCGUGGAGUACUACUAUACAUGGAAGAAGAUAAUGCGGUUAGGGCGGAAACACCGGACACGCCUGGUGGAAAUCAUUGAAGACUGCAUGACAAGUGAAGAAGAAGAAGAGUUAGAGGAGGAAGAGGAGGACCCGGAAGAAGAUAGGAAAUCCACAAAAGAAGAGGAGAGUGAAGUACAGAAGUCCCCGGAGCCUCCACCAGUGCCUGCCCUGGCUCCCACCGAGGGACUGUCCGUGCAGGCCCCUGGCCAGCCCUUGGGCGCCUUCAUCUGUGAAAUGCCUAACUGCGGGGCUGUGUUCAGCUCCCGACAGGCACUGAACGGCCAUGCCCGCAUCCAUGGUGGCACCAACCAGGUGACCAAGACCCGGGGAGCUGUCCCCUGCACAAAGCAGAAGCCAGGUGGUGCCCAGAGCGGGUACUGCUCGGUGAAGAGUUCGCCCUCUCACAGCACCACCAGUGGCGAGACGGACCCCACCACCAUCUUCCCCUGCAAGGAGUGCGGCAAGGUCUUCUUCAAGAUCAAAAGCCGAAAUGCACACAUGAAAACUCACAGGCAGCAGGAGGAGCAGCAGAGGCAGAAGGCUCAGAAGGCAGCUUUCGCAGUAGAAAUGGCAGCCACGAUCGAGAGGACUACGGAGCCAGUGGGGGCACCAAGGCUGCUGCCCCUGGGCCAGCUAAGCUUGAUCAAACCCAUCAAAGACAUGGACAUCCUCGAUGAUGAUGUGGUCCAGCAAUUAGGAGGCGUCAUUGAAGAGGCCGAGGUCGUGGACACCGAUCUGCUCUUGGAUGACCAAGACUCAGUUUUGCUUCAUGGUGACACGGAACUCUAAAGCCCUGUUUGUCGGUUCCGGACAGUGAGAACCCACGGCCUCCCUCCUCAUGAAUCAGGAAACCUGGACUGCCCUCUUGUUUUGUAAACCCUUUCAAACUACCUGUUUAAAAAGUGGUCGUUUUAUUCAGGUUUAGAAAAAAAAUCCAGUUUCUUCUCCUUUUAUUUUUAUAAUUGUUUCUGUUGGGGGUUGGGGGAAUAAAUAAUUGGCACAACUAUCUUUAAGAGGUGUUUCAUCUGGGCUACACCCUCAUGACCUCAUUCCCCAUGGGGAAUGAACCUGACAUUCAUGUUCUGUUGCUCUUAGGUGUCAACCAUUCUGGUAGCCUUCUGUUGCAAAGCUUGCUGGGAGAGUGUGUGCAUGUAUGUACGUGUGUAUACAUGAGGCAGGUGGCCCUCUUCGUGCUGGGGCUCUGGAUCAUCUUUUCUACCUGGAGUUAUUUUUAUUCUAUUCUGACCCACCAGGAAGUGUUCUUUUCCCCAACAAAAUAGCUCAGAAGAGCCUGUUUUUUUGUUUGUGGUCAGUGGAGGUUUGAAAUUACUUUGUACCACUUGGACGUCCUGUGAAACUGCCUUCACUGGGAUUUUGCUAUCGUUCACACCUGGACUAAAGCUUAUCUAGAGGCUAGCUACAAAGAAUGAGUUUUCUAGGACAUAAAUAAGGACAGCAAAUACAAGGGAAAUUGCAUUGAAGGCCAACAGAAACGGUUUCAGAUACACCUUAGCUACCAUUUUGCAUUCAAACCUGAAUGUAUUCUCUCCAAGUCACUUACCAAAGCAUUUCUAGAUUUCGCUAAGCUGCUAAGCUACAUGACUUUGCUCUGCCACCUCCUGCCCCUGGCAGCAGGGCUGCUAUUGGUACUCGAAGGCAAUAAACCUGUAACCCUUCAAAAAUGUCAUUGCCCAGACUUUUGAACUGAGUCGGACUGACCCAGCCCACUGUUGGCAAAAGUCAGCCUGGGGCGCAGCCCCUCACAGAGAGGGGCUGCUCUUCUCAGCUCCCUGUCGGUGUUAAUGCUUCAUGGCCCCUGCUCCCAGGACCCCUUCUUAGGUAGACCCAUCCCCCAGCACCGUGGCAGUGCCACUGUCUUGCUGGGCCUCUGGCUGGCACAUUGACAGCCUGACAGUGGAGAGGCCAUCAGCAGAGGCAAGGGUAGGCCUGGGCAUCCUUUGAAUUCAGCUCUGCAGGAGCAUUUAGCACACACCCAUGGGGCCAGCUGCAGUCAAACGCAGCCCCCGGGCAGUGGUUUCUGAAUCUCAAGAAAGCCACAGACAAAAGAAAAUAGAUUCACUCUGUUUCCAUUGUUUUGUUUUCAAAGAAGUUGUUUUGGAGAUUUCCUUCAUCUUUCCUUUAGAAAAAAAAAAGUUUGCUACCGUUUCAACAGGUUGUUCUAUCUUUGUGUUUUACCGAGGCAGUUUUGAGUUACGGAGUACCCAAGCAUUGUGCACUGGCUUCUGGCAGAGCUAUUAUAGAACCCUUCCAGCUGCCAGUUCAACAGCUGGUGAAGAAGUAGCCUCUUCCCACUGGUAUCUGAGGAUGAGUCCAGAAUGGUUCCGCAGUUGAGUCUAGCAAAGCUUGUCUGGAAAAGGAGCCAAUGCCCAGAAAAAUGCUUAGAAAGCACAUUUCCUCUUGUUUGGAGAUUUGCCAGUUCUUCCAGUGUUAAGCAUUAGAGAUGAGUUGUCACAGCAAAAAAAAAAAAAAAAGAUGCACAGUUUGAUUUUAAUUUUCCAUGCAGUAUAGUGUAUGGAUCUCUGACUUGAAAUAACCAAAGAACUCCUCCUUAAUGGGACAGUUCGAAUACCUGAAUUAGUAUUUCUCCAUUAUCAACUUAAAAAAUUGACUUCCUAUAAAAUUUUGCACUUGUUUUUUCCUGAAAUGAUUCUGCCUGCAUGUAUGUGCUGUGUCUCAAAUCUCCCUCCGCAGCCCACCCCAAAGAACUUUCCUCCCUGAUUGUUCAUGUCUUCAACAUGGUUACUGUUUACGAUCAGAUGGUUUUUCAUUCGUGCAUUUAGACCUCUUCGAGAAAGCUUGUAUAUAAAAAAGUUAACAGAUAUAUUUUAUGGAAAAACCCAUCUUAUUUUCAAAUAUAUUUAACUGCUGUUAUAUUUUAUUAGAGGAAGGUUGUAAAUAUUUUCUAGGAGUUCUAUUGUAAAGAAAAGUAUUUUUGAAAAAAAUUAAUGUAAUAAAAAGGAAAACAUUUUUAAAUAGCGGUUGUGAUUGCUUCCUGUUCUGGCUUCAUUAUGUUCUAUUCUCAGCAAAUGACUCGCAUGCCUUCCAUAUUGGGAUGUAAUUUAUUCAGGUUUGCACUAUUAUGUAAGUUGACAUCAUAAUAUCUAGUAUGCUUAACUGUACUUUCCUGGAAUGCAGUUCCCUUGGUCCAUAUCAAAGCACUAUGUAUAGCAUAUUCAUAAUUUUUCUUUUGUAAUGUGUGUAUUUUUAAUAAGGAUUUUAUGUAACAUUUUGGCCAAAAAAAAAAAAGAGGACAGUAUUUUCUAGUGAAUUUUAUAACAUUUUGCUAAAAAUGUUUCUUCCUAGGUCAGUUUUUGUUAAGGUGAACCAAAAGUCUUAUUUUACCAGGGGUUUGAAAAAAGUUUGAGGCUUGAAAGCAAAGUUAUAUUUAAACAUCAUAUGUAACAAAUAAAUAAAGAUGUUUUAUAGACUUGUCCUAAAAAGGUGCAUUCCUUAAAAAAAAAAAGAAAGAAAGAAAGAAAGAAAAGAAAAGAAACUGGGGCAUUCUAGAUUGUUUUCCCAUUCUGAGUGUUAAGGAUUUUAAAAAAUUACCACAAUACUUUUUCAGGAAGAAAACCAGGAGAAUUUUAGUGAGGUUCCAGUCAUUCGCCUCCUCAGAAAUUUAUUACAGUUCCUACAGAUGGGCAUUCAUCAGAUAGAAAUGUAACCAAAUAUACACUGUCAUAUUUAUUUGUGAAAACCUGAUUCAAUAUUGCAUCAGCUGCUCUGAAAAUAAAAUAUCUUUUUUUGAGUUU